Mycotypha africana is the source of this 1952-nucleotide messenger RNA. RefSeq lists its product as uncharacterized. Bases 19 to 1812 code for a protein of 597 amino acids. Lineage: Eukaryota; Fungi; Mucoromycota; Mucoromycetes; Mucorales; Mycotyphaceae. The transcript has 8 exons. The record is from RefSeq and is a predicted model, not a curated record. Gene Ontology annotation, molecular function: RNA binding.
UGUUACCUUGUUCAAUAAAUGUCAUCGAUGAUAGAAACAGCAAGAACAGACAACCGAGGAAUAACAAAAGAAACAAGUUUAGAUCCCGUGGAUAAACGUAUUUAUAUUGGUGGUUUGCACCCUUCAAUAACAGAAGAUCAGAUCGUGGAACGAUUUGGAAAGUUUGGAACUGUUAGUAAUGUUGAUAUAGCAAAAAAUGUUGAAAACGAAUGUAGAGGCUUCGCUCAUAUGACCAUCCAUACGACACCCAAACAGUGGGAACAAUGCAUAAGUGUUUACAAUAAUGCAAAAUGGAAAGGACAUAUAUUGAAGUUAGAAGAGGCUCAAAUGGAUUGGCAAGAACGUAAACGACUACGUGACGAAAAAUUUGCAGAAAAAGAAGAAAAGAAACGUAAAAGGCUACUUCGUUGGAAUGAUAGUGAUGGUUUCCAUGCGAAAGAUAUGACUCCCGUUACAGAUAAUAAUGUUGGUACGCGGAAAGGAUGGAAAAGAGGGAGAUAUGGUCGAGCCAUUGCUGUUAUGCGUCUGAUGAAAGAAGAUGGAACUAAGUUUGUUUUUGAUCCUUCGCACUAUAAAAACAAUUUGACCAAACUGUUCAAUAUCGGUGUUCGUAUGAAAUCUGUCAAUAAGCUGAUCACAAAAGUUGAUGAUGAAAACUCAGAUGAUGACGAUGAUGACGAUUGGCUAAUACAGCAGCAACAAACUGUUCAACAAAAUGAUCAGAAUGACAGUGAUGCAACUGAGAAUGUUGAAUUGGUAGAAGAUCAGCAGCUCUCCAAACAAGCUACAUCAACCAAAAUUCUUUUUGAUACCGACGUAAAUAAUACCCAAUCUAUAGAUGACGAUGAUAUCGCAAACGAAGAGAAUACUAGGAAAGAGCCAAUUGAAAUGAAGAAAUGGAUGUUUGAUUCUGAAGAUGAAGAUGAGGAUGACAAUGACGACUAUGAGUUGAAAAUCAACCCUGUUUUUGAAGGAGAAGUGGGUCGCAAAAGAUUAGAGCUACAAAAGGGCUUCGGUGGUGACGAGCGUUUCAAACUAAGCGAAGACUUUAUAGACGAAGAGGAGGAAAGAAAAAAAGCACAGAAAUUGAAAGAGGAUUUGGGAGACGAGAUAUCUCAGGAAUUGGGAGCGGAAAAGAAUCAAGCUUUGGAUGUGUUACGUUCUAUGUUUGGUGAGGAAAAGGUGGAUAUGAAGCUUGCACCACAGAGUAGUGCAUGGCAAACUACUGCACGGUAUGAUCCCGAUGCAGAAGAUUCUACACAAUACCUUAUGGAGAGUAAGCAAACAGUUGAGGACGAAAAUAUGGAAGAAGAAGAAGAAGAAGAAGAAGAAGAAGAUAGUGAUGAUUUGUUCGAGCAAUCAAGAAAACCAAAAUCUGCCUUACCAAUUGUAUCCACAGAUAAGCAUUUUGAAGUGAACACUAAUUUGAAGCCAUUGUUUGGUGGAGCCGAAGAGGCACCAUUUACGUUGUUUGGUGACAGUAACGAUAAUGAGAAGCCCACUGAAACAAAAACACUAUUGAGCAAGCAUGAAAAAGAGGAGUCUAUACCCUCAUUCAUGCCGAAGCAGGCUCCUGGUAAGCUUGGUCUUGGUGUUUUUUUCUUCUUCCACUUUGACGACCCAGCUUUGUUGAAAAGGAGCUGCUUUGCUUAUGAUAAAGAUGGUAUUUUCCAAGCGAAGGUUGACGAAGAGGAUAGUUACGAAAACAAAUGGCGAACUCAACGACCAGUAAUUAAAGAAAUAUUGAAGAAACGUCAAAAGAAAGCUAUCAAAAAUUUGAAAAGACGAACAAAGAAGGAUUUCUCAUUCUAAAUUGAUGUUUACUCCCAUUCGUUGUUUUAUUUCAACCUAACAUUUGUACAAUAGCUAUUUAUAUUUAUACUGUUUCGCUAUCGAUAAUAAAAGUAGAGCUUUAAGCUGAGCAACUGAUUAGGAUUGCUCUCAUCACUACU